Colletotrichum orchidophilum is the source of this 1422-nucleotide messenger RNA. RefSeq lists its product as uncharacterized. NCBI's taxonomy places the organism in Eukaryota, Fungi, Ascomycota, Sordariomycetes, Glomerellales, Glomerellaceae. The record is from RefSeq and is a predicted model, not a curated record. The annotation marks the transcript as partial. The transcript is spliced from 3 exons. Gene Ontology annotation, molecular function: monoacylglycerol lipase activity.
GUUUCCCUUCGACGUUCUCCAUCGCAACUUUUCUCAACGUUGUUGCCCUUUUCUGUUCGCUCCAUUGACCGGUCCCUGAUCUCAUCCGACGACUACACUAUGGAUUACACCGGCGGCACCGCAGAGGCCGAUCAUCUCUGCGUACUGGUUCAUGGGCUUUGGGGUAACCCCAACCACAUGGCCCAGAUCGCCCAAAGCUUGCGCGCCAAGUACUCCGCCGACAAGCUACACCUGUUGCUUGCAAAGCGAAACAGUGGCUCGUUCACGUACGAUGGUAUCGAGCGUGGUGGUGAGCGCGUGUGCGCCGAGAUUGAGGAGGAGCUGCGCCUUAUCGAGGAGAAGGGCGGUAAGAUCACUAAGCUGAGCGUCGUCGGAUACUCACUCGGAGGUCUCGUUUCCCGCUACGCCGUUGGCCUGCUUCACUCCAAGGGCAUCCUCGACACUGUGGAAUGCAUGAACUUUGUGACCUUUGCCACGCCACACCUCGGUGUUCGCACGCCGCUUCGGGGAUGGCACAACCAUUUGUGGAACGUUCUCGGAGCUCGCACACUGUCCAUGUCUGGCCGUCAGCUGUUCACUAUCGACAACUUCCGCGAUACCGGCCGACCACUCCUCGCAGUCUUGGCCGAUCCGAACUCCAUUUUCCUUGCCGGAUUGAAACGUUUUAAGCGUCACACCCUAUACACCAAUAUCGUGAACGACAGAAGUGCCGUGCACUAUACUACCGGCAUUACCAAGACCGACCCCUACACCAAUAUCGACAAGAUCAAGGCCAAUUUCUUGGACGGCUACGAGGAUGUCAUUCUGGACCCAAGCCAUCCCGUGGCGCCAAAGCCAAAGAUCUCGGAGCCGGCCACACUCUCUUCUGUUGCCGGUGCGGGCUGGAAGUGGAUCCAGCGCGUCCCCUUCGCCGUCGCUCUCACAAUUUUCGUCCCCAUUGGCAUAAUCGCAUUUCUCAUCAGCUCUGUCGUUCAGACUGUUAGAUCAUCGAAACGCAUCCAAUUGCAUGAGAAGGGCCUGGCAGGCGUGGCGAUUGACGAGUACCGCGGCCCGCUGUGGAUGAAGGAGAUUCGAGAGGAAGUGGAGCAUGUAUACGAGACCCUCAACAGCUCCCAGGACCAGCAGUUCCUGGGCAGUGAAUCGGACGAGGAUCUGGACGAGGUUGAGAUGGAUCGUAGCACCACACAGUUGCUGGCUAGAGAGAGACGCAUGUCGAUGCCGUCGCAGCCAACUCUCGCCCUUGCGCCCUACCAGUUCCAGAUGAUCCAGGCACUAGACUCCGUGGGCUGGCACAAGUAUCCCGUUUGGAUUCACAAGGACCGGCACAGCCAUGCCGCUAUCAUUGUGCGAUGGGAAAAGAAGACGUUUAGCGAAGGCCAUGUCGUGCUCAAGCACUGGCUCAACGAAGAGUUUACGGUCUAG